Molecule: messenger RNA, 783 nt
Organism: Magallana angulata
Lineage: Eukaryota; Metazoa; Mollusca; Bivalvia; Ostreida; Ostreidae
Product: dynactin subunit 3-like
Exons: 8
Coding region: 17-595 (192 amino acids)
Biological process (GO): cytoskeleton-dependent cytokinesis
Cellular component (GO): dynactin complex
Source: RefSeq, a predicted model, not a curated record
GUCAUAGUCAUUCAAUAUGGCAGACCAUGAAUUAGAUGCACUGGAAGAAAGAUUAGAUUUUAUUGAAAACAUAGUAUUUAGCAAUUCAGAGAAAGAUGCCUUUUAUCCCAAGGACAAAAAGAGUUCUUCCGUGCAGUGCAUAGACAAACUAGCCAACAUUAUGGAAAAGAUUUCCACAGCAACAAAGAACAAGAAAAGAAUAACUGAGAUUUACAAAAAAUCUAGAGAUCUGCACAAGUUUUUGGACCCUGCCUACACAGAUGAGAUGACCAUGAGUGAAGAGGCCAUGGAGGAGGUCAUCAUGGCAGAGGAGGAAUAUUUGAGGGACCAAGCUAAAAACUUAGAAACAAUGGAGGAAUUAAAACCAACUUUAGACAGUGAGCAUCUGAAAGCAACACCUCAAUAUACAGAGAAGUUUGAGGCGUUGAGUCAGAUUCAAAUUACACAACAGGAUCAAACUGCCGACCUCACAGAAGAAGCAAGAAGGUUGUUGGCAACAUAUAAUAAUAUUAUAACUCUAGUAUCUCGACAGUUUGUACAAUGGGAUGAGACGCUAACAAAAAUGGAGGCCAAGAAGAUAAAGUCCAAGAACUGAGGACUAAAACUGCGACCAGGAAGUGAAACUAGUGCAAUAUCUUUUGAAACUUAAUGUCUAAAAAUCUAACUGUGACUGUUCAGUUAAAAGAAUAUAUAUAUAUAUAUAUAUAAUUACAUGUAACAGUUAAAGUAGGGUGGUUUUUAGUUUGCUUGAUAUUAUGGAUAAAAUAAUAAAAAAAGUUAAGU